This is a messenger RNA of Phytophthora sojae, 4421 nucleotides long. RefSeq lists its product as hypothetical. Gene Ontology annotation, biological process: proteolysis. Lineage: Eukaryota; Oomycota; Peronosporomycetes; Peronosporales; Peronosporaceae. The record is from RefSeq and is a predicted model, not a curated record. Gene Ontology annotation, molecular function: aspartic-type endopeptidase activity. The annotation marks the transcript as partial. The transcript is spliced from 8 exons.
AUGCCGAUGAUCGGGGUUGCGCCGCCGCCGUCCCAACGACCGAAGGCCCCGCCGCCGCCCAGCCCGGCUGGAGCGGCCGCACCGGACCCGGUUGAAGAGGGAUUGAGGAGUCUGGAGCGGUGGAGGAAGGCCGCUGAGUAUGCUGAAGAGGGAGUGUCCGUGUCGGAUGUGAUGCGUGAGCUCCGGGAAGAUGAAGAUGACGAAGACUAUGAGGAGAAAGAAGCGCCGGUGACCUCGGCUGGAAUGAAGACGGAGACCGUGGCGGAGGCCAAGGCGGAGCCCGCCGUGAAGGGCGAACCGGAGCCACCGGUCUCGAGUCUGAUGGGACGGUCGAGUGUGGGGCAGCCCUACGCUCUGCCGACGGACUAUGGGUACGGCUACGGGAUGUACGCCGACGACGAGGAAGACUACCACGACGCAAUGGAGGAGCCGGUCCCGACGCAGCGAGGCCCGAGCCGCCGAACGGAUCGCCCUACCUUUGGAUGGAGCUGGAGCGCUCAACAUGGUUCGGGGAAGACCCCCGAGUAUGGAGGAUGGAGUGGGAGCGGAAGCGUGGUGAAGUCGCCGACCAAGUCGCCCCCUCCGAUGAAGAAGUUGCAGUGCGCCGGUAGUCCGGCUGGGUUCUCGAAGCCGCUCGGUGGCGGAAUGCCCUUGCAACCUACAACGGGCCCUACGGCAAGUUGGACGCCUGGAACGGGCACGGCUCCGCCGGCUCUAACGGCUACACCGUCGACGAGUUGGCGCGGUGCCAGUGGACUUUCGCCGAGUGCCUACAACCUGUCUACAAUGGUCUCACACGCCGUGAAGGUGCUGUCGAUGUUCUAUUCGGACACGGCCACGGUGGAGAAAGCGCGGGACUUCUGGGAGCUCUUCGAGGACCACACGGACGGUUUCCCCGACCGCUCCCAAUUGCUGGUGUUCCGUCAGAAGCUGCGAGGCCGCGACGCUGACCGGUGGUGGAACAACUCGAGGAUCAAGUCGUUCAGGACGCUCAAGGUGCGGUUCCAUAACCAGUUCCUCAGCCGGACGGCUGACGAGCUGCAGCGCGGAGAGUCUGUGGAGGAGUGGGGCGACCGAGUCUCGGACCUGUGCGAGUCCCUCGACUACCCGAACCCGCAGAUGCGGUACCAGCUCUUCCGCCGAGGACUGCGGAACAAGCGCAUGCUGGCGACCUUGGACGAGAGUCCCGCGUCGGAUAUUCCCGAAGCGUGCGAGUGGCUGAUGUUCAAGGACAUGCACCGUCCGAUCGAGGAGGAGGACGAGUUUUCGGACAGCGAGUCCAAGAAGAAGAACAAGAAGUCGGAGGAGGCCCCCGCGACGACUGCGGUCGAGGCCCUCGCUGAGCAGAUGAAGUCGUUCAUGGAGCAGCAACAACAGUGGCAACAGCAACUUAUGCAGCGCCAGUGGCAGCCGCCUAGGUCGCCUCGCAAUCGAGCGCCGGUAGUGGCCGCCACCCCUGCCACUCAGCCCGCUGGAAACGGUGGGCUGGCGAGACGAAGGCGUUCUGCGGUCACGGCGAGGAAAACGGUGGACGAGGUUGAAAAGAGUAGUGUUAAUGAAGGGAGCGUCGAAGAGGAACGCGUAGAGGUGCCAAGAGCGGAAGUGGUGGUCGAGACGGUUGCUGGAGCCCGGGAAGAGUGGGUUGUACCCGGCGACGUCUCCGUCAGGGGAGAAGGUAAAGAGGAGCGCAGGACGGAGUUGUCUGAGCUCGGCGAGGACGAGGAAAGCGUGGCGGAGGAGACUGGAUACUGCCAUGAAGAGGGAGCGGCGUGGGCCGUUGCGAGUGACGAGGAUGAUAAGAUGUACCCUGCCGGGAAGACGGCAACCGAGGAGAGCGCCGAGCAGGGCGAGUCGAGUGCAAGGGUGAACGAGGCGUGGGCCCAUGAAGGGGCCGCCCUCGAUGAUAACGAUGAAGAGGCCAAGGAGGCCGAGCUGGACGCCCCCGCGGGCAAAGAAGACCCCGCGAGUGGCCCUGACCGCAGCCCCGAGCGUGGAGUAGGCAACGAAGAGGGGACGGCGGCUGAGACCUUCUACUCGCUGGACGACGAGAACCGGCCCGUGAGGUCGAAGGCGUCGGUGUACUCCGAGGAGGAGGAAGUCGACGGUGAUGUGUUCUAUGCGGUCAGUGCGGACGAUGAAGCGUUCUGUGCUGCGCCUCCGAGCGCGAACAUACCCUACAAGGUGCCCACGGAGGAGGUGCCGCCGCCGAGGUCGGUGACUGCGGCCCCAUUGCGAAGCAUCCUGAAGAAGGAAGGCCCCCGUCCGCGUUGGAUGACGGAGGAGUCCUCCUUCGAAGGCAAGGACGUGCCCGAGAAUACCGAGGUGGUCGAGGCAGCCGAGGACGUUAAGGAGCCGCCCCGUCACGCUCGUCUCUUCACGGACGAGGAGCUGGAUGCCAUGGAGUGCGAGGCGUCGGAACCCUCCGUUCCGGGCGUCAGUGAGGAGCUCGAGGAGUAUGACAAGGAGCUGGAGGACAGGCUCCACCCCCUCGAUGAGGUGGAGUUGAUGCGCAAGGUGAAGGAGAAUGCGGAAAGGGCCAAGGGCCCGUCCAUGGAGGAGAUGUCGAAGUUUCUGGGCGUCUCGGCUGAAGCGCUGACCAAGAUGAAGGACACCUCGCCCGAGGGCACGUCCUCGCCUGAGUACUGGGAGGAAUGUUACAGGAACACACUGGAGAACUCGGCGGAGGCCAAGCGAGCCAACCGUGACUUCAAACAGUCACUGAUCAGCUGCGUCUCUCUGGAACGCUCGACCGAGGAGACAACGUACGAGUCGUUCGGCCUGUCGGAGUCCGACCUGGACCCGAAGGCCUCGACCGCCUCGAUCGAUGGCUCCGUGACGGAGGAGAGCGUGACUGCGAACAUUGCGGUCCCCGUGGAUGACUGUGAGGAGAACAGCGAGGAGAUGGUCGCAGCGGUAAGCGUAGACCCGCCCGUGGACGCUCCUGAACCGAGUUCGAGCGCUUGUCCGAGCGAGAGGUCGGAGGCUCGCAAGGCCGUGUACUUCUUGCUGAAGGAGACCAAGGACGAGAUGUUGCGUGCGAAGAAGUCGGUCGUCGACCCGCCCGGAGAAGGCGGCACAGUCGAGAUGCCCCCGGUUCGAAAUAAGCCGCCUGAUCUAGACUGGGUGCGCCUCGUGCACGAUGGUGAGCAAGUUGCUGGUGGAAAUGAAGGCCAAAUCGAUUGGCGAGAACCUGUGAAGAAGUUGGCGAACGAGUACUACAGUGAGAACGCUACGUAUAUUUGGAAUACGCUACUGGAUCGAGUUCGAGAAGCCCACUCGGCGAGUGCGAAGCGUCGGCUGCGGCGUCGCUCGCGGCGGCCCGUAUGCUUUGACUUCACGGCGUUGUACCGCGGCUCGUCCGAGGCGCUGGACGGGGAGCUCCGUCCUGAGGAGGACGGCGACGCGACGCACUACGUGCAAGUGGUCCGUCCCGAUUGUCCACCGCCGGAGCGUGGACGGAAGACCGGACUGGUGGAGGUGGUAACCGUGAACUUGCCGGACGGCUUCGGCGUCCGUGCUGACGAGGACGAUGAUGAGUCUGGAGCCGAGCUCCCCCGUAUAGUCGCCGGUGGUCGGCGUGUAGUGUGCACCGUGGGGAACUUCGAGGCGCUGUCGUGCGGGUACAUCGACUGCCUGCCUUCGCAGAUGUUGGCGGACACGGGCGCAACGCUCAGUCUCGUCGACUUCCGUGUUCUGAACGAGCUGGUGAAGCUCUGGAGGCCUACGACGGGCAUUCGGGGGUGGAUCACUCUCUCCCUAAUGCUGGGCAAGGUCGGGGUGACCAUGCGGAUGUUCGUGGCCGACAAGUUGCAUGUGGACGCUAUCUUGGGCGUCGACGCGCUGGGUGCGUUCGGAGCAGUGAUUGACGUGGCUGAGCGGACGCUCAUGUUGAAGAGCACGGGCGAGGUCUUAUCGUUGGGCGUGAUGGUGGUCCACGAAUCGUUCAUGGCCACGAUGGCCGUGUCCGUCCGCUUGCCGCCAAGGGGCCAGGCCCUGGUGGUCACGGAUGUGGUGGGCGAUGCCCCGAACGCGACCGUCCUCGUGGAGGGCUCUCUCAACUUGCCGCCUUCGCUUUGCGUGGCGAGAACGCUCUGUACUGUGGACGACGGUCGAGUCGUCGUGGAGGUCUGCAACGCAUCGACAGAAGAGUUCUGGAUCAAGAAGGGCACGGUGGUGGCCUCGACGUCCGUGGUGAAGUCCGAAGGGGCGCCCAGCCGUCCGCCCGAGGCUAGUGGGGCAGCCACCGUUGCUGCCAGUCGUGAAGAGGAGGCAAAGGGGCCGGAUCUCGGCGAGACUGUGAGGGCGUCGAGGCCCGAUGUGCCGCCCGACAAGGAGGUGGCGCUCGAGGCCGACUUCUCCCAGUCGAGGCUGUCGGAAGAGCAGAAGUCGCCGUUCCGCAGCGAGCUGGAGCGCUUCCGUGA